Molecule: messenger RNA, 3870 nt
Organism: Rhagoletis zephyria (snowberry fruit fly)
Lineage: Eukaryota; Metazoa; Arthropoda; Insecta; Diptera; Tephritidae
Molecular function (GO): protein binding
Source: RefSeq, a predicted model, not a curated record
AUGCCACGUCAACUGCAUAGCAUACAGCAAAAUUUGUUGAAGACACAAUUGGCGCGCGUUAAGCUCGGCGCGGUCGGUGGCGAUGCGCGUUUAAAGAGUUUCGAUUCGAACGCCAGCGCGCUUACCAACGCCACAGACUCGUCAUCCUCUACUUUGGCUACCUCAACGACGACGACAACAACAACAACAACAGGUGGCACCAAUAAAACAAACAAUUCGAAUGGCACCACUUUUGUGGGUAGUGAGUUGGACGAAGACGAUCCCCUACAGCAGCUGACCGUCAAGAAUAGACAGCUAGCUGCAUCUUAUGGCGCAAUUUUCCAACAUCUCGUUUUUCUCGAUCUCUACGACAAUCAAAUCGAACGCAUAGGCAACUUGGACGGCCUUCCCGCGCUCUCCGUGCUGUUGCUGGGCAAAAACCGUCUCACCGAUAUCAGCGGUCUUAGCUCUGUGAAGCAAACGCUACGCGUGCUCGAUCUGCAUGGCAAUAAAAUCACCAGCAUCGCCGGUAAGCUGAAUUGUCUGCAGGAGCUUAAGUCGCUCAAUCUGGCUGGCAAUUUGCUACGUCAAAUAGGUCACAAUGAUUUUUGUGGACUGGGGCAAUUGCGCGAAUUAAAUUUGAAGCGUAAUAAAAUCAAGCGCAUCAAUGGAUUUCAAUAUCUCACAGCAUUGGAACGUCUUUGGCUGUGUCACAACGAGCUGCAUCGCGUCGACGACAUGGCUUCGAUUGCCAAGGCAACACAGUUGUUGGAGGUAACCAUUGAGAAUAAUCCCGUUUCGCUGGCGGGCGAUUGUGUCUCAUUCUUGGUCAGCUACUUACCUCGCCUGCAAUCGCUCAGUCAGAUGCCCAUCACCGAGCAGGUACGCAACGCUGCAAUGUCUUGGCGAAGAAAUAAAGAGAUUUCAGAUACGCAUUAUGCCCACCUUUCGCCCGACGCCUACCAGAGUAUCAAGCGCGAGGAGGUUAUCUCGAAUGCGCGCACGAAUUGGGAGUUGCUAAGGUCACAGCAAACGAUACAGCAAUACGGUGCAACGCAUAAACAGACAUCACAACAGCCACCACAACUUCUAUCCACUUACACAACAGCGCCACGUAUUGCGAAGCCCAGCGAACUGGCGCGUAUAAAUGAAUCCAAUGAGGCAGUGGGCGAUGCAUCGGCAGAGGGUGCGUUGCUUGUGGCUGGAUUUGAAUCAGGAUUGCAAGAAUUUAUUAAAUUGCCGCCUAUAGAGCAGCAGCAACAAAAGCAUCAACACAAACCGCGCAGUGAGUUACAGCAGACACAGACAGGGACACCGAAAUCAGGACAGUCGGCAUCAAUUGCGCCUAAUGCGGUUGGCAAAGAGAAGUCAACAACAACAACACUCAUCAGACAGCAACCACAUAAUGUGAGCAACAUGGCCAAGUGCGACGAAAGCAAGAGCAACAACAAUGUUGACAAUACAACAACAGGCAGCAACAACAACAGCGCACGUUGUUCCGGUUCUUCCGGGUCCAGUUUGGGGCCGAAUGUUCACUCCUCGUCCAGCUGCUUCAGUUCGGACAACGAGGACUCCACCGACCCGCAACAACGCGUCACGCGCAUACACAAAUGCCAGAAGGUAGCUGGCCAACAGCAGCGACGUGAUGCAGAAAAAGAAGUUGCGUGUGAAAAUGCUGCUGUAAAGGGCAAAAGCAAAAAAGCCGCGGCACAGAAGACAAAAACAAUCGACGAUGAGGCCACGCCUGCCAACAAACUAAAUGGCGGCGCUGAAGGAGACGAACCAAUAUCUAAUAUAACCGGCAGCAAAGUGACCACUGGGUCAGAAUUGAAGGCGAAUAGAGUUACCGCAAUUCAUACAUCAAUUGAUGCCCAAACAACAAACUCCGACAAUGUAAAUUUUCCGACAGACAAACAGCCAUCAAGUACAGCUGCAGAAGAAAGUGCUACAGCGAAGGCCGCCGCCGAGUCUCAGUCAGUCAGUCAGGUGGACAAUAACUCCUCAAUGCUAAUGCCGCGCCGCACUGCCAGUGCCAGCAAAACAAUGGCGAUGCCACAACAGAAAGCAGCAACAACAGCCACAAUUGCAAGCGCAUCCACAGCACAAAUUACUGGCCACGGCAGCUUACUAAGUCUGGGAUUUAAAGAGCACACGAGCGCAUCUGUGCAGCCGUCACAACCAACAAGCAGCAAUGCAAACGGCACGGCAACGGGGCAAGCGGCGCCAGGCAGCGCAACAACGCGUACAACAUGUCGCCGCCUAAUGAGGUCACAGACAGUCGUGGGCGCCAGCAGUGGUGGCAUAAAUAACUGCUUACCAGCCGCAGCUAAUAACGGAAAUGAAGCGUACGCCAAUAGACGCACAGCAAACACCAACAACAACAACAUCAACAAAGUCACCACAAAUGCCACGUCGGCAACGACAACAGCAACAACAACAACGCCAUGUAACGGUCAAGUGCCAACUCAGCCGACAGUCACAUGCAUAGUGGCGCCGCCGCCACUUAGCACAGGCAACACUACAAAUAACAGCCACCACUCCAUGUUGGGUGGCCAACGCGCAACGGCGGCAAACAAGGCGGAACGUGAGGCGCGCGAACGUGAGCGGGAACGUGAACGAGAACGCGAGCAGGGCGGUGACUAUCUCAUUGAGAUUUGUGGUCGCUACCUGAACGUGUAUGGACAGGGCGCACUGCGCUACAUCGACAAGCAAUGGAAUGCAGCGAAGGCGCAGGAUGUGCAUACGCUGAAUUUUAGCUACAUCAAUUUUAACAAUAUAGCCGCUACAGUGUUGGCGCGCGUCAAGUCACGCUUUCCAAACGCCGAGAAUUUCGUAUUUCGCGAAACAAACAUCGAGAUUAUUGGUCAGUUGAAUGCAUUAGCCGAACUGCAAGGCAUCAGUACGCUUACCAUCGAUCCAGAGGGAAAUGCAAUUACCACAAAGGAUUUGUGGCGCGAAUAUGCCAUUUAUCGUCUGUCGCACUGGGGGCUUAAGCUGAUCAAUGGCGUUGCGGUCACGGAGGCGGACAUCGAGGCGUCGAAUGCAUUGUACGAAGGUCUCGCCGAUUUGGUGUUGUGGGCGAUGCCGGCGACGAUGUUGCAGCCGCUGUUGGCUCGUUUGCGGCUAGAUGAAACAUGUACGGCCAGCAAAAUGUCGCCUAAAGAUUGGCUAAUGAAGCCGGAAAACAAAUCAUUGCGCCUGGUGGUCGGCAAAGAGGCGUUGCAGUGGAAAAAGCCUACAACUACCAACAAUAAUAACAACAGCAACAAUGGCAAUAACAAUAGCGCCAGCGGACAUCACCAACAACAAAUGCCAUAUGCCGUAAGCGAUGCCAGCGUCAGCAGCGCCAACAUCAAUGCGCUUAGUGUGCGCGAACGCGGACGCCUACACUUUGCCACCAUGAUCGAAAACACUGUGAAUGCAGUGGAGAAAAUGCAUAUGCUGGAAUCACUGUGGCCAAGUAUGCUGCUGGAUAUUGUGCGAAAUGCGUUGCUCGAUUACUCGCAUCUCGACGAAUAUUUACGCAAUUUAAUGGACGAAAUUAUGAAGUGACAAUGGAAAAACAAGCGCCUAGCUUUUACAACUUGUGGAGAGUGGCGAAUGAAGAAGCUGUUAAGUGGCUUGUUGGCCAAGGGCGGCAAUUACGCGCGAGUACAUACAUACAUACGUAUGUAUAUAACUAGUCACGGCUGACAGAUGUUAAUGAUGCCUCUACUACCUGGAUGACAACGUAUGUAUUUGUUGUUCAUUUGCCAGGGUAAUCGUUGCCCACGAUAUGCAAUAGUGCAAUAGAUUUAGUGAAUACAUACAUACACUUUAGAGAAGCCAAAAAGAGACGGCGUACAUAUACACAUAUGCGGAUGUACAUAUACUAAAGUUACAUAUAUAAUG